Myzus persicae (green peach aphid) is the source of this 2286-nucleotide messenger RNA. RefSeq lists its product as uncharacterized. The transcript has 7 exons. NCBI's taxonomy places the organism in Eukaryota, Metazoa, Arthropoda, Insecta, Hemiptera, Aphididae. The record is from RefSeq and is a predicted model, not a curated record. The coding region runs from base 337 to 2052 and encodes 571 amino acids.
CGACGACGUUAUCGGUCCAGCAGUCAGUCGUUGUCUGUUCGGCUAACCGUCGUGUCGUCGUGUCCGCUCUCGCGUCGUCGUCUCGUCCGUUAAGUUAUCGACGUGUUUCGUAAUAAAUAAUAUAAAUAAUUAUAUUAUUAUAAUAAGUGACCCCAUACCGCCUCCGCCGGAUCGCAACGCAUAAUAUAAUCUGUACAUUUUCCGAUAGUAACAGUCGUCGGUAGCGAAAAAAAUUGUGAUAAUAUCGCCCGGUUUCGUCUUUCGGUCGUUUAACGCGGUGAAAUAGGAUUUUCAAAAAGUUUUAUUGUCGACCACCCGCCAUCACCUCCGAAAACCAUGACCGUUUCCCGCGGAUUGCUGGCUCGCGCAGCCGUCGCCCUGUCUCCUGUUCUGCUGCUCCUGCUCCUGUUCCGCGGAACGACCGCGGCGGCGGUACAGGACUUGGUGUUUGCCGACGAGGACUUGAUGAAAGCUUCGCCACUCACAGUGGCCCAAUGCCGUGCCGGAUGUUUGCACAAGUUGGUGCCCAGAGACGUAGAGGCCACGGAAUGUGAGAAGAAAUCGGACUGCUGGAAGUGUUGGAAGUAUUGUGAAGUACUGCAGACCGAAGGCAAGAACAUGAAGAACAUUUGCGAACAUAACUGUGACGUGGGUUGCCAGGAAGCCUGUUCGUUCCACGACUGGCACGGAGGAUCACAACCCAGCCCCGUGGUGGAGGCCCGAGGUGAACGUGCACUGACCAUCGAUUCAGGUACGCUACGUUGGCCGCGGCCAGCCGACCUACUCUCGUCGUCCUCGCAACGUCUGGUGUACGUGAUCAUGCGACGCCGGGACCCGGGAACCCGGCGCACGUGGUCCCAACUGGGCCAGACGCCCGGCUACAAGGCACGCCUGCCCAAAACGACAGCACCGUGGACGGUCCGCGUGCUCGCAGUCUCGGCAGAGGGUCUGGUGACCAUAUUCAGCCCUGCACCGGCCACCGCCACUUCCGUUCUACGUGUUCCUGUUGAGUCCGUGGCCGCGAGGGCUGCUGCGUCCGCCGCCUCGCCACAGCUGGAUCUCACAGCCACCCCACCACCCACACUGUCAUCUCCAACGGCUGCCGCCGUUUUGCACGACCUCCGCGACGCCGACAUCAUUAUCAGGAGCCUCGGCCGAGACCAGAUUCUCGGUAUCCGGUUACCGUUGGCCGCCAGGUCGGCGCCCCAGGAAGAGUCUCUCCGCCUCAUGGGAGACGACGAUCCAUCGGACACUUCGGAAGUGUGGAACCUGCGCGAAGUGUCGAUGAUCCAUCAGAAGGUGUUGGUGAUCGCCGAGGUGGCGUGGGACGCCCGACAAGUCCACCGUCCCGCUUACCUAGUCACUUGGGAGAUCGAUGGCGGCGGCCUGAAGGGCAACUUGUUCACGGACACCACGUGCGUCACACUGUCCCUGUGGCCAGACACCGCAUACCUCAUACAGGUGUCUCUGCUGGGUGGAGCCGAUGAGUCAGUGAAAAUGUCCACCAGCCCGACGCUGCUGUUGGACACCAGGAGCGCUGUGCACUCGACGGCCGCUGCGGUGGAAGUCACUACGGCGGCGGCUGCGGUGGCGGCCGAGGCGGCGGAGAUGGCUGCUUCGGACCGUUGGAGCGACGACAGUGGUUCAGACGAAGACGAAGACGCGGCGGCUGUUGUAGCGGCGGCCGGAGUGGACACUGUGGCCGUGAUGGCCGGGGAGGAGGACGUGACGGCCGAGCUAUCGGCGCCCGUGGCCGUGGCCGCCGGGCUAGGGCACGCCGAGUGGCAGCUGUUGGCCGCGGCCGGAGCCGGCGUGGCCGUGUUCCUGUUGCUGGCCCUCGUCCUGGCCUACCGCAGCACCGGCGGCGCAUCGCCCGCUCUCCACAAGGUGGUCAGACACGACGACGCCGAGUGUCCACCCCUGUUGGACUACGCGCCCCGACCGCUGGACUUUUCCAAAUAUUUGGGCCGUUGUCGGAGGUCCCAUCAACUGCUCGACGAGGACGCCGCAUCGCAGCAAGAACAACCGACCGUGACGCACGUCCGGCAUUAAAAAUAUUAUUUUAUAUAAUAUUAAUUAAUUAAUUAGGUAUAAUAUAUUAUAUUGUAACAUUAUUGGGUGUCGCGGGUACAGUCUUCAUACGCCGCGGCCGUCGUUGUCCCGGCGCUGCCGAUAAUAUAUAUAUAUAUAUAUUUAUGAUAUAGGUGUUAUACCAUUUCGUUUCACCGGAGUCCUAACCAAUGUUUUUGUCCCCUUAAUCUAUUUUGUUUUGUAUAAAUAUUUGUG